GAAAGCGUAUAAGUAAGUGAACAUUAAUUUUGCUAUAUACAAUUAUUUUAUUUUAUAAUAAGUUAACCUCAAUUUAAAAAAAAAAACAGAAAAAUGAAUGAAGCAUACUUAGAAAUCUAUUCAUUGACUGAUUUAUGUUUAGCUCCAAUAGAAACGAUCAUAACAUUACUUACAAUGAAAUAUUGCAAUUCUAAAAUAAAUAUAAAAUUAAUUAAAAGUAAACAAAAGUUAAAUGAAUGCGCAUAUUUUAUAGAUAUAUCACAAUUUGUAUAUGAAUUAAUUGAUGAAGAUAAUAUACCACAUGAUGUAAAUUCAUGCGUAUUACCUAGUAUAGUUUUAAAUAAAACAAGUUAUAUAGCAGGACUUUGUGCUAUACUAAGACAAAUAAUAAAAACAACUCUUGUAGAUUGUCCAUUACAUCAUUGUAAAUCUUUGUUAGGAUUUAAAGAAUCGUGUUUAUUAGCUUGUUCAGAGAGCAGCGUUUGGACGAAAUUUUGUGAAAUAGAUAUUAUUAAUAUGUUAAAAUUUCUUCAUUUAGAUCAUUUGAAUGAAAUAGAAUUGCCUUAUAGUCUUGCUAGAUUUGAAUGUCACAUGUCGCAACCAUUAAAGAUACAUAACCUGUACAAAUAUGUAACAUCUAAGAAAAAUGGUAUUAAAGAUGUAAUCGUAAGAGAUAAUGUUCAAUUGCCAGAACAUAAAUAUGCAGAAGGAUUUAAUAUUACAUUAUCCGAUAUAAUUAUAUUUAUUUGUGUUCAUAUAUUGCUUGAGAUGUAUUCGAGAGAUGCGAUACUCAAAUUAUUACCAUUGAUAACUAAAUGGUAUGAACGAAUGAUUCAGGAUCAUAUUAUAUUGGAAUGUUUAAGUUGUUUAUCUAUUAAAGAAAAACAUCUGAACGAUGACAUUAAUUAUAUACUUCCUAAAGUUCCUUAUGAAAGUUUGUACAAGAGUGAUCCUAAAAGGUAUCAACCAAAGAGUCGUGUUUAUACUAAACAAAAAGAUAUUGAAUAUUCCAUGCAAAUUAUUCGCAAUGCAAACAUAUUAAAUGAACUUGACGCAGAACCAUUUGGCGCAGAAAUAUUUUUCGACUGGACAAAUAUACCUUUUGAUUUAACACCAGAAGGUGGAUCAUUACCACUUUCACGUUUACAAAGAAAAUCUGAUCAAUUGGAAAAUUUAUGUAAACCUGUCAUAAAAUUAGCUAAGUCGGGUGAUGUAAUUGUUGAUUUUUGUUCUGGCAGUGGACACCUUGGAGUCUUACUUGCAUAUUUAUUACCAAAUUGUACUAUAAUAUUAUUAGAAAAUAAAGAGGAAUCUUUAAAUAGAGCGAAGAAAAGGAGUAAACUAUUGAAAUUAACUAAUAUUAAAUUUUAUCAAUGUAAUUUGGAUUAUUUCAAAGGAGAUUUUAAUAUUGGUUUAUCUUUGCAUGCUUGUGGUGUAGCUACUGAUUUAGUUAUUCAACAGUGUAUUAAAAGAAAUGCUAUUUUUGUAAGUUGUCCAUGCUGUUAUGGAUCAUUACAUAAUUGUCAUCAUUUAACAUAUCCUAGAAGUGAUAUUUUUAAAAAAUCUAUUAACACCAAACAAUAUUUAACACUUAGUCAUGCUGCUGAUCAAACACACGAUAAACUCAAUGUUAAAACUCAACAGGGAUACGAUUGCAUGACUAUUAUUGACACUGAUAGAAAAUUACAGGCAGAACAAUUUAAUUACGUUGUAUAUCUUGGUAAAUUAAUACCAGAUACGUGUACACCUAAAAAUCAUUUAUUAGUUGGAAUACCUAAAGAAAAAUUAACAUAUUAAUAAUAUUAUCAAAUAAUCUUUU
This is a messenger RNA of Polistes dominula (European paper wasp), 1819 nucleotides long. It is a transcript of the gene Gstcd, whose product is annotated as glutathione S-transferase, C-terminal domain containing. NCBI's taxonomy places the organism in Eukaryota, Metazoa, Arthropoda, Insecta, Hymenoptera, Vespidae. Gene Ontology annotation, cellular component: cytoplasm. The record is from RefSeq and is a predicted model, not a curated record.